AUGUAUUCCACUCUGGCGGGCUCAGUCCUCGCCGUGUUGACCCUUUGCUCCCUUGUACCACGCACAGAAGCACAGACGUACUCGUCAUGUAAUCCUCUUCUACAAAGUGGAUGUCCUGCAGACCCUGCUCUCGGCAGGACUGUCGACAUUGAUUUCACAGCAGGCUCCUCGAGCGAAUUCGGCGCCUCAGGAGCAGUAAGCUACACCUCCGACGGCGCAGCAUUCACGAUCUCCCAGCACGGCGAUGCUCCUACCCUCUCUUCGAAUUGGUACAUAAUGUUCGGCCACGUCGAUUAUGUGGUGAAAGCGGCUCCAGGAACGGGAAUAGUGAGCGCCGCUAUUCUGCAGUCUGAUUGCCUUGACGAGAUCGACUGGGAAUGGAUAGGUGGGGAUAAUACACAAGCCCAGAGCAAUUACUUUGGGAAGGGCAUCACAACAACUGGCUACAACCGAGGAGCAUUUCAUGGAGCACCCAACAACCAUGACGAGUUUCACACCUACAGCAUCGACUGGACUGCCGACCAGAUUGUUUGGUCGAUCGAUGGCACCACAGUUCGAGUCAUGACCCAAGACCAAGCAGAAGCCGGCCAAUAUCCCCAGACUCCAAUGUACGUCAAGUUAGGUACUUGGGCUGGUGGUGAUUCAUCCAACCCUGAAGGCACAAUUCAGUGGGCCGGGGGCGUUACCGACUACUCCGCGGGGCCCUUCACCAUGUAUGUGAAGUCUGUCCAUGUCACGGACUACUCGACAGGGUCACAAUACACCUACAGUGGUACCAGCGGUACCUGGCAAUCCAUCAGUUCGACUGGCGGCCAAAUCAACAGUGAAGGUGACGGUACUCCAGCUGCGACUGGAACAGCACCUGCAGUCACUUCCUCCGUGCCCAAUGAUGCGCCACUUGCUUUUGGAAACAGCGGUGACACCUCUUCAGUGUAUGCUACGCGAACAGGCUGGCCGUGGUCUGGAACGGCCACAGCCACAGCAGUGUCUGUGUCGACAUCUCCCUCCCUAUAUUCGUCUCCAUCGGUAGUAUCAUCUUCGGCCUCGGCCUCGGCUUCGCUUGAGGUUGUGACUUCUUAUGACGGACAAGGCUUUCCUACAAUCAUUACCAUCAACCCUGCGGCGCCAACAAUACCAACAAGUUACGACAGUCAGGGCUUUCCAAUUACCAACACCAGCCUCAUUUCUGAGCCAACCUCUCAGCCUGCGACAGUACAAGGAUCGUCAAUCACAGCCGCAUCAGGCUCCGCAUUGGUGAGCUCAGUAUCUUCGAAUUCGGCCUCAGCACCAUCCGAAGGCCCGAGCUCCGCAGCUUCAGCUCCACAGAGCUCCAGCGCUACAGCAUCGGAAGCCUCUGCGACCGCAAACACGUCGUUCAUGACAAUUUCUACCUCAACACCCCUCGGUUUCAUCCCCACUUCGGGUUCGAGCUCUGUGUCCGCCCCCAUCUCUGCCACGGCGUCAAAAACCGUUAUUUCCGGCGAAACGGGGUCAAUAACCACAUCAUUGUCCAGCUCUCCAUCCAACCCAAGCAGCAGCUCGUCUUUUAUUAGCCUGAUCACUUCCCAAUCGCAGACCACCCUGUCAAGCUCUGGGGUUGUUGUUGGGAGCUCAACUGCAAGUAGCACGAUCGCCGCAACUAACUCCGACAGCAGAUCAGCGUUAGGCUCGGGUUCGUCUACAGCGUCACUUUCUUCGACACUUCGGUCGUCCUCGCUCUCAAGCAGCGAGAUCAGGAGCAGCAGGACCGGUACGAUCAGCUCACACCAAAGUACAUCCACGACAGCAUCAAGUCAAGUGUUGAGUGGAACAGCAACGAUUUCAGCAUCCGCUACAACAUCAGGCACGCCGCCUGCAGUGAAUCUUGCAGGUCGAAUACGGAGUUUUCAUCCACUCGGAGGGGUUAUGGUGCUAGGGGCAGGGGCCUUAUGCUUGUUUUGA
Molecule: messenger RNA, 1941 nt
Organism: Fonsecaea pedrosoi CBS 271.37
Lineage: Eukaryota; Fungi; Ascomycota; Eurotiomycetes; Chaetothyriales; Herpotrichiellaceae
Exons: 3
Coding region: 1-1941 (646 amino acids)
Biological process (GO): carbohydrate metabolic process; fungal-type cell wall organization
Cellular component (GO): fungal-type cell wall
Molecular function (GO): glycosyltransferase activity; hydrolase activity, hydrolyzing O-glycosyl compounds
Source: RefSeq, a predicted model, not a curated record